Messenger RNA from Durusdinium trenchii, 894 nucleotides. The record is from the annotation of a GenBank genome assembly. Lineage: Eukaryota; Dinophyceae; Suessiales; Symbiodiniaceae.
AUGGAUUGUGCAUCGGCGGCCAUUGCCAAGGCAACGGUUGAGGUGCAUGGUUUACAAGAAGCCGCAGAACAGAUGUGGCACCGUGCCAAAGCCAUUCGCACGGUGACGGGCGCCACCAUUGGAUGGACGAGCCUCUUAGAGACGCCGACUGUCUGGGUUUGGGGCUUGGCAUUCGGCUUGGUGUCUUUUUGGUCCGGCUCGGUGGCAGCUGAGGCAGCAAGCUCUGUCAUUCUGGAUGAAGUCCAGAAAGCAGCACAGUUCACGGCGGCUUAUCCAUAUCUCAAGACCGGAGGUGUUUGGCAGGACAUUUUUCUGUACCGAGGCCACGACUGGAACUCCACGCUUUGUGACGCAAUGCCCAGAACUUGUCGUUUGCUGUUGCCUGAGCUGCCUACGAAGCCCGGGGUCCCCUAUGCCACGGUUUACAAUGAAGAGGUCGUGAUCUUCCGCUCGGAGCCUGGGGCCACUGUUGGUGCUCAUUGCGGCUCGUCCAAUGCCAUCAUCAACCUGCACCUGACACUCAAAGGAGGACGUGGAACAUCGAUUGCUGUGGGUGAUGAGCGAAUCUUCUUGGAGGAUGGCAAGGCGGUUUGCUUCCAAGACAGCUUUUUUCAUGCUGUGCAGCAUGAAGUGUUUGGAGAGGACGAGCGAAUUUCCAUGGUUCUGCGGGUCAUGCAUCCGCAGAUGAGUCUGGAUGUCCUGGAGAAGAUUCAGAGCACAGUUCCAGAUUUGCGGGCCUUCAGCAGCUCGGAGAGCCUCUUGCAGGAGGUUUAUCGACUGCGCCAGGCUGGUGGCGGUUUGGUGAAGCCCAACCAGCAGUUUUCUCGUGUUUGCCAAACAGGUUUGCACAGCGAAGUGCCAACAGGUUUGCACAUUGCAGAUGGAAGUACGUAA